UUACACCACUGACCACACGCAUUCGACCUGAGUACAACCUGUGCACAGGCAUUAUGCUAAGUAGUAAUUUCUCACAUUCUUGAAGAUAAUUGAUAAUUAGUUUUAUUAUUCUGUACGUUUUGGUUUUGUGAAAAUGGAAACGAGUUCAGAUACUUGUGAAGGUAAAACUGAUAUGUCCUCCGACACAAAUAAUAUUACAGAAGUCAAAAAAAGAAAACUAGAAGAAUUAAACGAACCUCAAAUAAAAAUUAACUUCAACGGCACAAUUACUACGAUGACUAUGUCUGAUCUUGAUACUGUAAUAAGCGAUGUAGUUACCAAGUAUAUACUUGAUAAUGAAAAUAUAAAUGAGAAGUUUGUAAGCCGUGCCAAUUUGUUACUGGUUAACAAAUGGCAGACCCAAUAUGGUGAAGCUGAAAAGAAAGUAAAGGAACUAGAAUUUAUUUACAGCCGACUCAAGAACGAUUUAAGAACUAACGAAGCUGCCCAAGCAAUAAAAGUUAAUCAUGCAGUAAAGCUUGGCAUUAAAGUUACUCCAAAUAUGAUUAACAAUACAUUUACCCCAAUUGUUCGAAAAUUUCGUAAUUCAGAAGUUAUUACUAUAUCAGAUGAUGAUUCAAAAGAUGCAACUACUGGUUAUGAACAUUUUACAAGUAAUAUUCAGCAACGUAAUUUAAACUCUGUUAAAAAAACUGAGCCAAGCGAUGAGCAUACCUUGAAUGUAUCAACCACUAGAAAGAUGCCCAAUAGGCCUUGUCCGAAGUCUAAAAGAGUUUAUAUAAAACACGAACCAGAUAGCGAUUGUGAAGAACUUCAGCCUGAGAUUAUUGAUGUUCAAGGUUCAUCAAAUAGUGAUAUUUUACCCAAUACAAAAAAUAUGUAUAAUCAUGGUCCACAAUCAAUAACUACUAAUUCUAACAAUGAAAACAAUAAUUCGGAAACAUACAAUUCUAUUGUUGAAACAAAUAGUACACCGGAUCCAUUUACCGUAAAUAGCCCUACUCUUGAUUCAGUUUUACAAGCUAUAACUACACCAAAUGAAAAUAAUAAUGCUCACUCGUCUGUAACAACCCAUAAUCCACCACAAAUUACAACUAGUGUAGAAGAAAAUUCAAAUGUUGGUUUGAUGUUUUAUGGUGUUAAUGAUAUUAGAGGAUUAAAGAUGAAAUACCCGCCACCUUUGCCUAAAGUACCACCUCACAACAGUCAGCCAUCAUGGAAAAAUGUCCCUCCAGCACCCAAAUUAAGUUUAACUGUUGAUGGUGAUAAAGUACAACUAAUAUGGGAUUUAAGAUUAACUUCCAACAUGGCAGAUGUUAAGUUGUAUGAAUUGUAUGCUUGUCAAGAAACUAAAGCCAUACCCAAUUCUUCUAUGUGGAAAAAAAUGGGAGAAAUUGAAGCAAAGCCAUUACCAAUGGCAUGUGAUUUAGCAGCUUUUACUGCAGGACAUAAAUAUUACUUUGCCCUUAGAGCAGUUGAUAUUCAUGAUAGACGUGCCCCAUUUUCUCAACAGGAUAUGACUAUCUAAGUUGUAAGUAAUUAUUUAUGGCCACAGUUAAGUUAUCCUUUUAUUGUAAAGAGGUGCGAUGGUAGUCAGUACCAACUUCACUAUAAGGUGAGCCCAUACGUUUAUUGUGUCAAACCCAACUGUGAAAUCUCUCUACUUAGUAUAAUGUAAUGUCAUACAAUAAGCCAAUUAAAUAAUUUUAAAUUUAGAAUUAAUAUAUUAAUUUUGUGCAACUCAUUUUUUUGUUUCUCUUUGUUUACAUGAAAUCGACAAAUUGUUUUAAAAAUAUACCUUAAGUGUUUUGUAUAUAUCAAUGUAGAGGAGAAAUAUAACAUUUUAUAUCAUAUAUAUAAAUAUAUAUACAUAUUACUUUAAAGAAAAACCAUACAUCACAA
Molecule: messenger RNA, 1902 nt
Organism: Adelges cooleyi (spruce gall adelgid)
Lineage: Eukaryota; Metazoa; Arthropoda; Insecta; Hemiptera; Adelgidae
Product: activating transcription factor 7-interacting protein 1-like
Exons: 2
Coding region: 134-1528 (464 amino acids)
Biological process (GO): regulation of DNA-templated transcription
Cellular component (GO): nucleus; transcription regulator complex
Molecular function (GO): protein binding; transcription coregulator activity
Source: RefSeq, a predicted model, not a curated record